Messenger RNA from Ilex paraguariensis (yerba mate), 1954 nucleotides. Lineage: Eukaryota; Viridiplantae; Streptophyta; Magnoliopsida; Aquifoliales; Aquifoliaceae. The record is from the annotation of a GenBank genome assembly.
GGGUGGAUAGCUGGCCAGAUAGGUUCUUCUCUGUCUCUCCUUGGCAUUGUUUGUAAGACAAGAACAUGUAUAAUGAUGAUAUAAAAUAUUUAUUACGAGCAUGUUCACAUGUGAUAUGAAUUUGCAUGAUCGGUAACUAUUAAUUAAUAAGAAACAUUGAUUGGGUGUAAAAAAAAAUUAAAAGAGGAUGUAUGCGUGUGACAUGAUUUUAUUAUUUUAUAUAUGUUAGUGCAUGUGAAAUUAAGUGGGUGGUAAGCAUGUGAUAUUAACAUAUUAUUACAAAUAUAUAUAUUAGCGUAUAUAAGAAGUGGAGUAAAAGUUAGCAAUAUAAAUUAAGAGGUUACUACCAAUUUGGAUAUAUACAUGUGCAUAUAUACAUUGGAGAAUACAUUCCCCAUUUUUCGGCGAUGCGAGGUUAAUUGUGCUCGGGCUUUGUUAGGGUUUUGCCAGCUUUGCCUACAAUUUCUAGGGUUUUGCCAGCGGAAUUGAAGUAUUAAAAAUGUCGUCUCGUCCGGAACUGCAAGCACCACCAGAGAUAUUCUACAACGAUGAAGAAGCUCGCAAGUACACUUCCUCUUCUCGCAUCAUCGAAAUUCAGGCUCAACUGUCAGAGAGAGCUAUGGAGCUUCUUGCUUUACCUGAUGAUGGGGUCCCCAGAUUACUUCUUGACAUUGGUUGUGGAUCAGGACUUAGUGGGGAGACGUUAUCCGAGAAUGGACACCAGUGGAUUGGCUUAGAUAUAUCACAGUCAAUGCUUAAUAUUGCAUUGGAGCGUGAGGUUGAGGGUGAUCUUAUGCUUGCUGACAUGGGUCAGGGCCUAGGAUUUCGUCCUGGAGUUAUUGAUGGAGCUAUCAGUAUCUCAGCUGUUCAGUGGUUAUGCAAUGCCGACAAGUCCUCCCAUGAUCCUCGAUUAAGAUUAAAGGCUUUCUUUGGAUCAUUAUAUAGAUGUUUGGCAAGGGGAGCUAGAGCAGUACUUCAAGUAUAUCCUGAAAAUCUUGCCCAGCGUGAGUUGAUCCUGGGAUUUGCCAUGCGUUCUGGAUUUGCUGGUGGUGUAGUUGUUGACUACCCACACAGUACUAAGAAAAGAAAAGAAUACCUUGUGCUAACUUGUGGUCCACCAUCUUUGAGUGCUGCCACUCCACAAGGGAAAGGAGAACAAGAAGAAAGUUGCUCAGCUGAUGAGGGUAGUGGAGACGAAGAAAAUCAGACAGUUUGCAUUUCAGACAGGCAUAGGCCUAGGAAAAAGCAAAAGAUAACCAAGAAGGGGAAGGGAAGAGAGUGGGUAAUGAAGAAGAAGGAACAAAUGAGGAGAAAGGGAAAUGUUGUGCCUCCAGAUACAAAAUACACAGCUCGCAAACGAAAGGCUCGAUUUUGAUCGCACGUCCAGACGUAAAUAUGUACCUCUGGGGGUCUAUUGUGUCAUUACUUUUGUGCUGCGAUCUUGGCACAAGUGGUUUCUAGCUUGGGUUGAACGAUUUGUGUAUGGCCACAUCCAGCAUCAACUUAGUUCAAAUACAAAAAUUAAGGCGGCAGAACGGGAACGUUGUAACCGGCCUUGUUGACCUUGGGGUUGGUGUUACUUGAUGACUGUCUGACUCUGAAGCCUAGUAAUUUUAUCUGUUCUAUUUUUUUCUAUGGCAUGGAAUUGCUGCCAUCUAAGUCCCUUGUCUCAUCUGAAUAGCACCAAAGACAAGGCAUUUUAUUAAAUUGAACAUGUAUUUUGUGUGUGGCUUUGAUACUAGAAUUAGAGGGAAACGUCUGUGGGGAUUUUGGCUUUCUACCUAUAAUACCCUCCACUACAUUUGUCUUUUUCGUUAGGUAAAGAAAAAUGCUUGUUUUCCUAGUUCUAUUGUUUCCCGUUGAAUGUUAUUUGGAAAGGAAUAAGGAUGGGGUUGGGGUUACAUUUAAGUGUGUUGGGGAUUACUUAAAAAAAAGUGUUUUUUGGACUUUUAAC